Messenger RNA from Talpa occidentalis (Iberian mole), 1531 nucleotides. RefSeq names its product mitochondrial dicarboxylate carrier. NCBI's taxonomy places the organism in Eukaryota, Metazoa, Chordata, Mammalia, Eulipotyphla, Talpidae. The transcript is spliced from 11 exons. Gene Ontology annotation, molecular function: succinate transmembrane transporter activity; oxaloacetate transmembrane transporter activity; malate transmembrane transporter activity. Gene Ontology annotation, cellular component: mitochondrial membrane. The record is from RefSeq and is a predicted model, not a curated record. The coding region runs from base 1 to 864 and encodes 287 amino acids. Gene Ontology annotation, biological process: mitochondrial transport; malate transmembrane transport; succinate transmembrane transport.
AUGGCGGCGGAGGCGCGCGCGUCGCGCUGGUACUUCGGGGGGCUGGCCUCGUGCGGGGCGGCCUGCUGCACCCACCCGCUGGACCUGCUCAAGGUGCACCUGCAGACACAGCAGGAGGUGAAACUGCGCAUGGUGGGCAUGGCCCAGCGGGUGGUGCGCUCCGACGGCGUCCUGGCGCUCUACAGCGGCCUCAGCGCCUCGCUGUGCAGACAGAUGACCUACUCCCUGACCCGCUUCGCCAUCUACGAGACGGCAAGGGACCACAUGAGCCGGGGCGCCCAGGGGCCCCCACCCUUCUACAAGAAGGUGCUGCUGGGCGCUGUCAGUGGCUGCAUCGGAGGCUUCAUGGGGACUCCUGCAGACAUGGUCAACGUCAGGAUGCAGAAUGACAUGAAGCUGCCCCAGAACCAGCGCCGAAACUACGCCCACGCCCUGGAUGGCCUGUUCCGCGUGGCCCGGGAAGAGGGCGUGAAGCGGCUGUUCUCGGGCGCAACCAUGGCCUCCAGCCGAGGGAUGUUGGUCACCGUGGGCCAGCUGUCCUGCUACGACCAGGCCAAGCAGCUGGUCCUCAGCACGGGCUACCUGUCUGACGGCAUCUUCACCCACUUCGUGGCCAGCUUCAUUGCCGGCGGGUGCGCCACCAUCCUGUGCCAGCCUCUGGACGUGCUGAAGACCCGCCUGAUGAGCUCCAAGGGCGAGUACCAGGGCGUCCUGCACUGCGCGCUGGAGACCGCCAAGCUGGGGCCGCUGGCCUUCUACAAGGGCCUCCUGCCCGCCGGCAUCCGCCUCAUGCCCCACACCAUGCUCACGUUCGUGUUUCUGGAACAGCUCCGCAAGCACUUCGGCGUCAAAGUGCCGUCCUGAUGGGCCGGGGGAGGGGCAGGCCUUGCCCAGCCCCAGCGCCCACCUGGCGCGGCCGGAACCAGCUCCGGCCGGUCCUCUGGGCGCAGGACCCCCAGAGCUCAUCCCGGUGCCCUCACCCCAGCCGCUGUCACUUUUCCACUUUUCCUGCACCCCCUUCCAGCAGCCUCCAUCCAGGGCCUGGCGAGCAGCAUAGGGGUGUGGACCCCAGCAUUGCUCACCCACUGAUGUGGUGCACCUGCACUUUGGCCUUAGGAGAGGGACCCCUGCUUUUAGGGGGUCCUCACGAUGGGGCAGGGAGUCCUCACGAUGGGGCAGGGGAGCCCCCCGACCUGCUGCAGCAGCUGGGGGCGUGGCCAAGCAAGACCCGCCCCACACCGCUUUAAGAGGCGCCCCACUGUCUUUAGGGGUGCCGUCCUGCCCCUCACGCUGCCCCUGCCUGCCCUCCCCUGCUCCCCGGGCAGAAGGGGCUGUGCUGCGUCCUAGGAGUCAUCUCUGCGGGGCUGCGGCUCCCCAGGAGCUGUCCAGCUGACGCCACCACCUGGUUCCGCGGACAAGCAGCCGGCCCCCACCAACAGGCCCGCGCGUCCAGCACCUUCGAGGAGCCGGGCCUGCCCGGGCGCGGGGAUGCUAAUAAACCAGGCGCUCCACUGGCCUACAGGCUCCAGCU